This is a messenger RNA of Oryzias melastigma (Indian medaka), 3409 nucleotides long. RefSeq names its product copine-8. The transcript has 21 exons. The record is from RefSeq and is a predicted model, not a curated record. Gene Ontology annotation, cellular component: plasma membrane. Gene Ontology annotation, biological process: cellular response to calcium ion. Gene Ontology annotation, molecular function: calcium-dependent phospholipid binding. The coding region runs from base 30 to 1727 and encodes 565 amino acids. Lineage: Eukaryota; Metazoa; Chordata; Actinopteri; Beloniformes; Adrianichthyidae.
GGAGAGGCGGAAAACCACAUUCCGACACCAUGAACAACAGUUUCCCGAACAUGGCGUCCAUAGGAGACAUCGACCCGCUCAACCCGUCCAUUCCGGCCACAAAAGUUGAAAUCACGGUGUCCUGCAGAAACCUGCUGGACAUGGACACCUUCUCCAAAUCAGACCCAAUUUGUGUUCUCUACACACAAGCCAUGGGAAACAAGGAGUGGAGAGAGUUUGGGAGAACAGAAGUGAUCGACAACACGCUCAAUCCAGACUUUGUGCGGAAAUUCAUUCUGGACUACUUCUUUGAAGAGCGUCAGAACCUCAGACUUGACUUGUAUGAUGUCGACUCGAAGAGUGCCAACCUGUCAAAACACGACUUCCUGGGCCAGGCUCACUGCACCCUUGGAGAGAUAGUGGGGUCAUUGGGCAGCCGUUUGGAAAAGCCUCUUGGGGGGAUUCCUGGGAAAAAAUGUGGGACCAUUAUUGUGAAAGCCGAGGAGCUGAACAACUGCAGAGAAUCUGUGAUGAUGCAGUUCUGUGGAAACAAACUGGACAAAAAGGACUUCUUCGGCAAGUCCGACCCGUUUCUAGUCUUCUACAGAAGCAAUGAGGACGGCACAUUCACCAUCUGCCACAAGACAGAGGUCGUGAAGAACACUCUGAACCCCGUGUGGCAAGCCUUUAAAAUCCCCGUGAGAGCUCUCUGUAACGGUGAUUACGACAGAACAAUCAAGGUUGAAGUGUACGACUGGGACAGAGAUGGCAGUAGUCACGACUUCAUUGGAGAGUUCAGCACCAGCUACAGAGAGCUUUCCAGAGGGCAGAGCCAGUUCAACGUCUACGAGGUGGUAAAUCCAAAAAAGAAGGGAAAGAAGAAAAAAUACCUCAACUCUGGAACGGUGACGCUGCUGUCAUUCCUGGUGGACAUUGAAGUCACCUUCUUGGACUACAUCAAGGGAGGGACCCAGAUCAACUUCACCGUGGCUAUUGACUUCACAGCUUCCAAUGGUAACCCAGCCCAGCCCACAUCGCUCCAUUACAUGAGCCCCUACCAGCUCAACGCCUACGCCAUGGCUUUGAAGGCAGUCGGAGAAAUAAUACAGGACUAUGACAGUGACAAGAUGUUCCCUGCGUUGGGUUUUGGAGCCAAGCUCCCACCUGAUGGACGAGUGUCCCACGAGUUUGCCCUGAAUGGUAACCCUCAGAACCCGUACUGUGAUGGUAUCGAUGGAGUGAUGGAAGCCUAUUAUCAAACCCUCAAGUCGGUUCAACUUUACGGACCAACCAACUUCGCCCCCGUCAUCAACCACGUGGCCAGGUAUGCAGCCUCUGUGAAGGACGGCUCGCAGUACUUCGUCCUCCUCAUCAUCACAGACGGCGUCAUCACAGACAUGGCUCUGACCAAAGAAGCUAUCGUCAACGCCUCCAGUCUGCCGAUGUCGAUCAUCAUCGUCGGUGUCGGACCUGCAGAGUUUGAUGCGAUGGUGGAGCUGGACGGCGAUGAAAUCAGACUCUCAUCCAGAGGAAGAUUCGCAGAGAGAGACAUCGUUCAGUUUGUCCCCUUCAGAGAUUACAUCGACCGGAGCGGGAACCACGUCCUGAGCAUGGCCCGGCUCGCCAAAGACGUCCUGGCCGAGAUCCCGGACCAGUUCCUGUCCUACAUGCGGACCCGCGGCAUCAAACCGUCUCCGGCGCCGCCUCCCUACACCCCGCCGGCGCAACCCAUCCAGACCCAGAUCUGAGACGGAGAGAAAGCGCAUUUGGCAGACAGACUCUUAAACACGUGAAAUUCUUCCAUUUCCUGCUCGGAGCUGCUCACCACGCGGCGCGGCGGUGGUCGUCAGCGGUCUUUGUUCAGGAAAGCGGCGCGCCGGAACAGAUGAAGGAAACCGUUGGUAGAGAAACCAACACCAGUGAUCCUGUAAAUUUUUAUUUCUGAAGCCAGGAAAGCAAAAGAGUUGAUAGUCUGAAGUAGCACUGAGGAAUAAAACGAUGAAAGACUCUUGGAGGGGGAGGGGCAAACAUCAAAGAGAAUGUCUCCAGACAAAGAAAUCGCUGACUCCUGUAAAUAACUGGACAUGCGUGACUUCUCUCUGUGUCUUUCUCUUCGCUCGCUUGAAACUGUUUACAGAAAAUUCUACGAAACGUUUCUACUGUUGGUACUUUUCUAGUUUGGAGAUGGAGCUCGGACUUCUGUCUUACUUUUUACAGCUCGCGGCGGGGGGCGGGGUCAGCAGUGCAGGUCCCAGUAGCCUUUCUGUACUGUACCGUACCGUAAAUCUAGUGCUCGUGUGAACCCGUUUUGCAUGAGUGUAGCCUCAGUGCAUGCAUUUAGUGGCCCCGCACCCACGCUUCCCCCCAUCGUCUGUCUGUGUCGCCAUGGUGACUCCAUCUUUCCCUUUUUUCCACAUGAAGGCUUUACUUUUUUUUGUCGUAGACUAUUAAUACAUCAUUUUGCCGACUCAUGUUAGAAGUUCAUGUUGAAUGGAAACAUACCCUUUCCUCUUUGUGUCUCGGUUCCCAAACUUCUCAUCUCCUUCCCGCCGUGUCUUCAAAACAACAGCAGCUGCUCUCAAACUCAACGCGGGUUGAGUUUCACAAAAAGCCCAGUGGUCAAAAACACGCAAAAAUUCCAUUUUUUCCGUUUGUUCUUUUGGUUUCUUCUUCUUCUUUGUUGGUGCAGGUGUGAACGUGUUUUACGUCCGUACAUUUCUCUCGUGUGUUUUUGUGGACAAAAGUCCGUCUUUGUCAUGAAUGUGGAGGAGCUGAUUUUUGUAGGAGAGACUGACGACUCAAACCAAUGAAUGAAGUUCAUCAAAAUUAGGUGACAACAUUUUUGAUGUUUUUGAAGUCAAAUUUUACUUGGUUCAGUAUGAAGAAAUGUGAUUUCUGUUUAAUGUUUUUAAUGUUUUGAAGUUUUCCUCGUGCUAGCAGUCGAAGCAUUCUCCAGUUCUUCGUACUGCAGCUAACAAGUUUUAGAAUUACUGUGCUGUGUCCACAUUAAAGGACAACAGUAUGGAGCUCCAGUACGGUCAAAAUUCACUCAAAUUUAUUUUCAUGUAUUAUUUAUACAUGUUGAUGAAUAUUGAACAGAAUACAAAAUGAUUUAUAAAAGCUAACAUUUAAGAAUAAAAACUUAAUCGUAAAAUUGUCUUCACUAUGUAUUUGUUUAUGAAAUUCUGAAGCUCCAUACAAAAUCAAAAUAUUUAAAUUUAAACAUAAAAUAAUGAGACCCCAUAAAAUUCUACGAGUCAAAAAUGUCUGAUUAGAUAUGUCUUUACUUUAGAGGAUGUAAAUUUUAACCUGACGGUUAAUUUAAUUGUUAUUCUAAUUCAUUUUAAAGGAAAUUAAAAUGAAAUUUUCAAUUUUUACUGAAAUUGAACCUUUUUUGAAGGAAUGCUAUCACAGAAAACUCACAUUUUUU